AUGACACAACCAUAUCCUCCAGGAGAUCGCGAAGCUGCCACUUACUACUAUGGUAUAUCGAGCUGUCCAAGACUUGUGGCCAGAACUAGUUCUGAGCCGUUCGUCCUCCGCAUUGAAAUGCAGCAUCCCGUUCCGAAACGAUUUGACCCUGUCGGGUCACACAAGAUCGUCUCCCUCUGGAAUAAUACCCUCUGGAAUAACAGUGGACCGCUCAGGACCCAAAUCCUCGAAGUUGUAGAAGAGUUGCAGUGGAACGUCAUCGACAUAUUGCGACUAGGUUAUGAGCCAGAUGACAAGCAGGUCCUCCUCCCUGUCACGAUGCUCAUCUCCAUCGACAAUGGCUCGACCGACUGGAGCACAGCAAUCCGGGUCGCGUUACGAUGCCGCGAAAUCCUGUGUCGCCAUGGAGUCGAAAUUGAAGUCGAGAUUAAGGAAUCUUGCAUCUUCCCCGCCGUCGGGCAUCAUCCACUUACUUCAGACCCUGUAGAGGAACCAGAGGAGGCCACUAUUCACCACUCGGAGAUGAUCGGCACAUCUAUUGCUGCUGGUAAGGACCCUGAGAUUGAGCGGACAAAGGGAGCAUACCUUCGUCUCAAAGACUCCGGUGAUAUCCUGAGCUUGACCUGUCGGCACGUGAUUUUCAACGGGGAACCUAAUCUCGAAUAUAGGCAUAAAGACUCCGCCCCUCGCACAGUUAUACAACCAGGGAAUGAGACCCUGAAGGCGGGCAUCAAAGACGUCAAGCUUGAGCUUGUCAUCAUCGAAAAACUGGCUGAUAAAGCCAGGGAAAAGGACUUUGACACCAACGCUACUAAGAAGAAGAGGCUUGAGGCGCUGUUGGCGAGGUUGGAAAAGAUGGGGCCUCGGACGAUUGGCCACGUUCGUUUCUCACCAAAGUACGAAUUCACAGAGUCACAAGCAGGGUUGCGGCGAUUCCGCGAUUGGGCUCUUAUCGAGCUCCAUCAGGACAUGCACCAAACUCCGAUUAAAGCGUUGAAGAAUGUGGUAUGGGCGGAGGACCGUCGGAAGACUUUUCUUCUCAUGGCUGGAAACUCCAGGAAAAGCGUAAAGGAAUUGCCGUUCACCAUACAAUACGAAGGUGACAACAGAGUCAAGCUUGAGGGUCAUUUUACUGAGGCCGAGCUGGAGAAGCCACAAUUCGAAUCACCAGGUCCCGACCCCGACCUCGACGCAAUGGUCGUGGCCAAAUAUGGAAAGACAACCGGAUACUCAUCAGGCCUAAGAAAUACGGUUCUGUCGGUCCUACGAAACCCGCCGGCAGGAGGGAUACAGGGCACCUCUGAUGAGUGGUGCAUAAUCGGCGCCAUCGACUGUGGAGGCCGCAGAUUUACAUUCUCGAAUAAGGGAGACUCUGGAGCUUGUAUUUGGGAUAUGCAUGGUCGUGUUGUAGGCAUGAUUAUAGCUGGAGUCGGUUCUCAGGAAGCCCGUGAGCAGACCUUUGAUGCAACGUAUGUAACGCCAAUGGACUGA
Molecule: messenger RNA, 1491 nt
Organism: Fusarium sp. VM40
Lineage: Eukaryota; Fungi; Ascomycota; Sordariomycetes; Hypocreales; Nectriaceae
Source: the annotation of a GenBank genome assembly